Quercus lobata is the source of this 5706-nucleotide messenger RNA. RefSeq names its product E3 ubiquitin ligase. The record is from RefSeq and is a predicted model, not a curated record. The coding region runs from base 109 to 5577 and encodes 1822 amino acids. Gene Ontology annotation, biological process: anaphase-promoting complex-dependent catabolic process; metaphase/anaphase transition of mitotic cell cycle; protein K11-linked ubiquitination. NCBI's taxonomy places the organism in Eukaryota, Viridiplantae, Streptophyta, Magnoliopsida, Fagales, Fagaceae. Gene Ontology annotation, cellular component: anaphase-promoting complex. Gene Ontology annotation, molecular function: molecular adaptor activity. The transcript is spliced from 37 exons.
UGAAAAAGAAAAAAAAAAAAAAAAGAGCGGGAGAAACUCUCUCACUCUCACACAAACUUCCACUGCACUUUGCUCCAUUUCUCUCACUCACUCUUUCCAGCUCCCACAAUGUCCGUCGGGGUUCGCCGCCUCACAGUGCUCGGCGAGUUCAAGCCCUUUGGCUUAAUCGCCGAAGCCCUGGACGGAAAGCCCGCCGAUAAUGUCACUGACAAGUACGAUUACUUUCUCUUCGACCCCGAGGUCGCUCGGGAAAGAGACGAAUCCGGCGAACAACACGCUUCGGGCUCCGCGUUUAGCGAUCGGAGCGAUCACGAGCUUUUCAUCAGAGGGAGCCGGAUAAUAUGGACAAUAGGUUCAAGAGUAUUUAAGAGAUUCACCUUGCCCUCCCCAAUUAUCAAGGUGUGCUGGUGUCGUCUGGGUAAUAUGGCUGAAGCUCUUCUCUGUGUCUUACAAAUUGAGUCUUUAACAAUCUACAACACAUCAGGUGAGGUAGUAUCUAUUACGCUUCCUCGUACCAUUGCAUCGAUAUGGCCUCUUCCAUUUGGUUUAUUACUUCAGCAGGCAGCUGAAGUGCAUUCACCAACACAUAUUCCUUUUUCAUGUUCAAGUCCUUUAUUAGGUGUACGCGAUGUACACCGUCGUAGGAGAGAGACCAGUCAUAGCCCACAACAUAAUCUCAAUUUUCUGAGUGGAUCUGAUUAUAAUUGUAAGGGAGACACUGGUUCAAUAUCUUCACAUCUAAUUCUGAAAGAUCCACUGGAGGAACCACAGUUGACUUUUAUUGAAGAGAGAGGAAAGUUGAACAUAAUGAAGGAAUUUGAUGAAAGAACAAUAUGGACUAGUGAUCAGAUUCCUCUGAUGGCAUCAUACAACAAAGGAAAGAUGCAACACUCGGUCUGGGUUGCAGAAGCAGUUAAUUCGAACCUUGAAUUGGCAAAUAGUAGUUCAGCUGAUGUAGUUCCUGCUGGUGUAUUACAAAAACAAUUCUCUUUCCGUAGAAUAUGGCAGGGGAAGGGUGCCCAGACAGCUGCUAGUAAGGUUUUUCUGGCAACUGAUAAUGACGCAGCUCCUGUAAUUUGUUUUCUUCACCAAGAGCAAAAGAAGUUGUUGUCUGUACGGCUACAAAGUGUUGAAAUUAAUAAUGAGAUUCUCUUUGAUAUAAAACCUGACAUGAGCUGGAGCAUACCUGCGGUUGCAGCUGAACCUGUGAUUGUCACGCGCCCUAGGGUUAAAGUGGGACAGCUACCGUAUGCAGACAUCUUUGUCUUGAAUCCAGAAAAUGCCCUUCUUCUUUAUUCAGGAAAGCAAUGCCUGUGUAGGUAUAUGUUACCUUCGUGUUUGAGUAAAAGUCAAGCUUCGCUUAAUUUGGAUUUUCCGGACACAUCAUCUGUGUCCCAUGACUUAAAGAUUAUCGGAUUGGCUGAUGCUGUUGAGGGACGUAUCAAUGUAAUAGUAAAUAAUGGGCAGAUGUUUCGAUGUGUAUUUCGAAGAAGCCCAUCAUCUUUGUUGGCAGAUGACUGCAUCACAGCAAUGGCUGAAGGGCUCAGUUCCAGUUUCUACGGUCAUUUUCUGGGUCUUCUUUGGAAAGAUGGCGACUCUGCCUAUUUAUCAAAUGCUGAUUCUAGUGUUAAUUUAGAAUGGGACUCAUUCUGUACUAUUAUUACUCAAAUGUGUAAAAGCUCUGUUGGCACUCAAGAUUCUGUAAAUUCGGUGCCACAGUCAUCUUGGGAGUUUCUUAUUAGCAGCAAAUUUCACAAGAACUACGAACUUAACUUGAUUACUGGAACUUCUUGUGAGAUGUCACUUGAUGUGCUGGGAUUUUUACCUAGGUCACAUUCGGAUGCUACACAAAGUUUGCAAAAAUCAUUUUACUCUGAAGUAUUGAUGGAGUGUUUGGAUUCUCUGCAUGCAGUUUAUGAGAGUCUAAAACUGGAUAUUCUUCGCAAAAGGGACUUGGAGCUUCUGGCGGUUCUAUUGUGUAAUAUUGCCAAUUUCCUGGGUGAGGAAAGCUAUUUAGAUCAUUAUGUUCGUGAUUUUCCUAGUAUUUCUAAGAAAUUUGGGAUGGACAUGACUUCCUGCUCCUGGAAAAUUCCUCCCAGUUUAUUCCGAUGGCUUGAAAACUGUUUGCAACAUGGAAGUAGCGUUGCUAAUAUUGAUGAUCUACCAUAUUUAAUUUGUAAAGACGGGAGUCCUGUUGUAAGUUGGGCCCGGAAGAUAGUUUCCUUUUAUAGCUUAUUAUCUGGUGCUAAACGGAUUGGGAAAAAGCUUUCAACUGGUGUUUACUGUAACAUUGCCAUGGGAUCACAUUGCACACAUGAGGAGCUCACAGUUUUGGCAAUGGUUGGGGAAAAUUUUGGACUGCAACAGCUAGACUCACUGCCAUCUGGUGUAUCCCUUCCUUUGCGACAUGCAUUGGAUAAGUGUCGGGAAUCUCCUCCCUCCGACUGGCCUGCAGCUGCAUAUGUUCUUCUUGGUCGAGAAGAUUUGGCUUUGUCUUGCUUGGCAUGCUCAUGCAAAUCAAGGGAACUUGAGACGCAAACCAAUGUGAAUUUGAUCUCUAUGUCUACACCUUACAUGCUACAUUUGCAUCCAGUUACAAUUCCUUCUGCAGUUUCUGAUACAAUUGGGUUGGAAAGUACCAAAUUUGAAGAUACCGAUUCUGUUGAUGGGUCUAUGACAGAUGGUAUGGAGCAUAUCUUCAACUCUAGCACACAGUUGAGAUAUGGUCGUGAUCUGCGAUUGAAUGAGGUUCGACGCCUUUUGUGCUCUACAAGACCUGUGGCGAUUCAAACAGCUGUUAACCCUAGUGCCUCUGAUCAGGACCUCCAACAGGCUCAGCUAUGGAACCUUGCUCAGAGGACCACUGCUCUUCCUUUUGGUCGGGGGGCAUUUACUCUUGCAACCAUAUAUACUCUGUUAACAGAGGCCUUUACAGUUCCGAAGCUUGUUUUAGCAGGUCGGUUGCCUGCCCAACAAAAUGCAACUGUUAAUCUAGACCCGAACUUACGAAAUAUUCAAGAAAUUAAAUCUUGGCCUGAGUUUCACAAUGCUGUUGCUGCUGGACUAAGGCUGGCCCCCCUUCAGGGGAAAAUGUCAAGAACUUGGAUAAUAUAUAACAAACCUGAGGAACCAAAUGCUGUUCAUGCUGGGCUUCUUCUUGCAUUAGGAUUACAUGGAUAUUUGCGUGUUUUGAAUCUUACUGACAUAUACCAGUAUUAUCAGCAGGAACAUGAGAGCACAACUGCAGGAAUAAUGCUUGGCCUGGCAGCUUCUUAUAGGGGAACAAUGCAACCGGGGAUAUCAAAAUCUCUUUAUCUUCACAUACCUUCUCGUCAUCCAUCUUCCUUUCCAGAGUUGGAGUUACCAACCCUUCUGCAGUCAGCAGCAUUAAUGUCAGUUGGACUUCUUUAUGAAGGGUCAGCACAUCCACAAACAAUGCAGAUUUUAUUGGGUGAAAUUGGUCGUAGAAGUGGAGGUGAUAACGUACUUGAAAGGGAGGGUUAUGCAGUUUCGGCAGGAUUUUCAUUGGGUCUUGUUGCAUUGGGUCGGGGUGGAGACACACUUGGUUGCAUAGACUCAAUGGUUGAUCGAUUGUUCCACUAUAUUGGUGGCAAAGAAGCUCGUAAUGAACGAUCUCUUUUCUUGUCCCUAUUAACAGAGGAACAAAAUCGUGGAACUGCUCAGAUGAUGGAUGGAACAUCAGUAAAUGUUGAUGUUACAGCACCAGGAGCUACAAUUGCUCUUGCUUUAAUGUUUUUAAAGACUGAAUCAGAGGCAAUUAUGUCAAAGCUUUCUAUACCUAAUACGCGUUUUGACUUGCAAUAUGUGAGGCCUGACUUCAUAAUGCUUCGUGUCAUUGCUCGGAAUUUGAUAAUGUGGAGCAGGAUUCAUCCUUCUAAAGAUUGGAUUCAGUCCCAGAUUCCUGAAAUUAUCCAAAAUGGUGUCAAGGGCCUUAGGGAUGAUUUUGGUGAUAUUGAUGAUAUGGAUGCAGAAGCGUUUGUCCAGGCUUAUGUUAAUAUAGUGGCUGGAGCAUGUAUUUCUCUUGGGUUAAGGUUUGCUGGUACAAAGAAUGGAAAUGCACAGGAAUUACUCUAUGAAUAUGCUGUCUACUUCCUUAAUGAGAUCAAGCCUGUUUCUGCUACAAGUGGAAACACCUUCCCAAAGGGAUUGUCUCAUUACAUUGAUCGGGGCACAUUAGAGAUAUGCCUUCACCUAAUUGUUCUCUCCCUCUCUGUGAUUAUGGCUGGUUCUGGACAUCUACAAACCUUUCGAUUGUUGAGAUUUCUCCGCAGCAGAAAUUCUGCUGAUGGGCAUGCCAAUUAUGGUAUUCAGAUGGCAGUAAGCUUAGCAAUCGGCUUCUUGUUUCUUGGGGGAGGAAUGCGGACAUUUUCAACAAGCAACAGCUCUGUUGCUGCUUUACUGAUCACUCUUUAUCCGCGCUUGCCUACUGGACCAAAUGACAAUCGAUGCCACCUUCAGGCAUUCCGGCAUUUGUAUGUCCUUGCAACGGAGGCUCGCUGGAUCCAGACAGUUGAUGUUGAUACUGGUCUACCGGUGUAUGCUCCUCUUGAAGUUACAACUAGGGAAACUGAACUUUAUGCAGAAACAAGUUUUUGUGAGGUUACCCCUUGCCUUCUGCCAGAACGUGCUGUUCUGAAGACAAUACGUGUUUGUGGCCCUCGGUACUGGUCUCAAGUAAUAGAUCUUUGCCCUGAAGAUAGACCUUGGUGGACUUUCAGGGACAAGAAUAACCCAUUCAAUUCUGGUGUUCUGUAUAUCAAACGAAAGGUUGGAGCUUGUUCAUAUGUUGAUGAUCCUGUAGGCUGUCAGUCUCUUCUGUCACGAGCAAUGCACAAGGUAUUUGGCUUGACAAGUUCAACAACAUUUGAUCCAAGUAUUAGCAGUGGCAGUGGACCUGGUUCCAUUACAGUUGAUCAGUUGGUCAGUACCUUCUCAUCUGAUCCUAGCUUAAUUGCUUUUGCACAGCUCUGCUGUGACCCUUCCUGGAAUAGCAGAUCCGAUGUUGAUUUCCAGGAAUUUUGCUUGCAAGUAUUAUUUGAGUGUGUGAGUAAGGACAGACCAGCUCUUCUACAGGUGUAUUUGUCACUUUAUACAACAAUUGCGUCUAUGGCUGAUCAGGUUAUGAGUGGUACUGUUGUUUUAAGUGACUCAAUCUUUAUCUCUAGUCUAAAGCUUGCACUAACCUACACUGAGGCUCUGUUGAGUGGAAGAUUGACCACUUCUAGAGGUGGCAUUGUUCAAUCUAAAUUUAUAGGGUCUCUUAGGAAGAGGGUGGAUGAGCUCCUAAAUUUUUCGCCAGGAUUGAAGGAUGAUUUUUGUAAUUAUUUGAACUCUGGGAAAUGGCCUAUUAUGGAAUCUGAGAGAGAGAAAAGUGCAAUACUUCUUUCAUGGUACCUUCAGUGGUUUGGAGUACCGGCUCCAUUUGUGAUUAAGACAGCAGCAGAGAGAAUCAAACCUAAGCUCAUGUCAUCAUCUUUAACUCCCUUCUUGCGUUUGUUAUUUCCAAGCACUCACAUCAAUGCUAUUGGUGAGAUAGAUAAGUUCUUGUCUUGUUAGUCGGUUGCAUGAGUCUUACAUUAUGUUUCAUUGAAGAAAGGGCAUUGCUGUAUUUGGACUCUAUUGAUAUCUUGGUGAGUUAUAAUAGUUCUUUUAGGAAUUUUGCAAGUUGGGUUUUACAAAAAGGAA